AUGCCGACGUACUCCGCUCCGUCGCGGUCGACCCGCUCCGCCGCUGCCGACCCGCUCCUCCGGCGCCACCUCCUCUCCGUCGCGGCCGACCCGCUCCUCCAGCGCCACCUCCUCUCCGCCGCGGACGCCGGAUGUGGCCAGCACACGCCCGCCACGCUCCAGGCGAGCGAUAUGUCUGGAGGUGGAGGGGGAGGAAAUGAGGCGGUGGUCGAGGAGGAGGUGGUUCACAUGGAGGACGCGGUGAAGCUGCUGGUGGAGCACCUGGUGAGGCCGGUCCUGCCACGCCGCGCCGGCAAGGACGCGCACCUCUUGGCGCUGGAGAAGCAGCGCGCCGUUGCCCAGCAGGUUCACACGGCCAUCAUUCUGUACAAUUACUACCACAGGAAGAGGUGUCCGGUGCUUGCUUUUGCUGAUGCCAAGCGGUUUUUUAUGUGCGCUUCUCUUUCUGUUGGAGAAGAUCUGCUACCAUACUCUAGUAUAAUCCAUGAGCGUGAGAACAAUUCUGGAAAGCAUGGAAGCUUAUCUGUUACUGAUAGAGAAGCAAUACAGGCUUGUGAGAUCGCUGUAGAACUCGGUGCCAGUGAAGGUUAUCCAGACGUGCGAAUGUGGCCAGUAGCGAAAGUUGCUGUGCUUCUUCUGGACCCGACAAAGAAAAAAUGCUUGAUCGAGUAUGGUACUCACACCAAGGGUGUCUGGUCAAUCGUAGAAAAGGAAUAUGAUGCGGCAGCUGGUAUUUCACACAGUACCAACCAGCCAGCAGGCCAGGAAUCGACAAAUAAAACAACCUUUGGUGCUUUGGAUGGUCCACUUAUGCUUCAACAACUAGCAAUAUCAGAAGUGCAGCGGAGAACAGGCAUGGAGGGCUCAGACUUGCUUGUUCUGGACGAAGAUUUGGCAUACUCAUUGAGUAAAGAAAGGACGACCACCAAAUUGUUCAUUGUGGAAUAUAAGAAAAUGACGAAGGGUAAACUGGUGGAAAUGCCUCUAGAAGAGUUGAUUCACAGUAUGACUGGUCCAGUAUUUGUAAAUGAGCCGUUCCCGAAAACAACAUCUGUAGUUGAGUACUUUCACAUUCUUCCAUAUAAGGAGAUUUUACAAGGACUUUUCCACAGGAAAUGGCCUGCUGUCCCCCGACAUGGAUUGCACUCUGUGAUCGAUGAAAAAUUGGAAGAGCAAGACGAGAAUAGCACGCCGAAGAUGCCAAAACAAAUUGCAAAAGUGUCAACUCCAAAGCAAAACAAACGAGCAAUUAAAGCAACCGGUGCCAAUAGCAACCAGACCUCCAGCAUCAGCAAGCAGAAGAAAAGUUGCAAAAGAAACGUUGAAGCCUCCAGGGCUACAACAGCAAAAGGUCUAGAUGGUGAGAGCCCCAUAAUAGAAAAUGAAUCACUUAUUGUUCCUGAUGUUCAAACUUCAAGACUCGUGACUAAGUCAAUAAAUACAAAAGGAACAACAACAUUAAGUGGAGAACGCAUACUCCGACAAUCCGGUGAUCAAGUGGACAGGAAUGGAAAACAGAAUGGUAAUAUGCCCCGAGAUAUCUUUCCUCCGAUGGUACCAUAUGCUGAUCCUAUAAUCGAGAAAAGUGCUUUGGAACCCCAAAAUAUGGAAAUGAAUUCAGGUGGAGUCACUGAGAACAAUAGUGAUCAGAUGUAUGAUUUACUAAGAUCAAUUCAGAAAAUACGGGAUGAAACUCUUCACAAGGAACGCAUACUUCAAGAACGAAGUAUUCAAUGUGAUAUGGAUUUUCAGACAAUCUUGAAUGAAGGGGAGAUGACACCCAAAGUGCUAUCAAUAGGAGAGAAAUAUAAGGGAACUUGCUCAAAUAUGAUGCAAGUUGCCAACUCAUCUUGUUCUGGAGAUGGCGGUCAAACCAUGAGCUUAAAGAGGAAGAGAGUCAAGGAGGCACUCCUCGUGAGCAAUAACAAAUGCCAGGAGCUUGACAAGAUCUGCAAUGAGGGCAAGUGGAUACUCCCAAGAUACACAAUAGUACCUUCAGUAGCAGAUGGAAUGUUCCAUGCCAGUGUACAUCUUACAUGCCCUGAUUUUGACAUGAGCAUCGCUGGCGAUCCUAGUCCGACCCCACGCGAGGCGAGGUGCUCUGCAGCUGCCAAUAUGAUGCUGGAGCUUGAGAAGAAGGCCAAGGAAGAAGAACAGCAGGAUACCUGAUGCAAAGCUGCCUAGUUGGGAGAGCAGGAACCCGUAGUAGUGAUUACAACUUUGAACCAAAUUACAUGAGAAACAUAAUCGUGUUGGUACCUUGUCUAGCUACUUUACCUUCCAGAGGUUGAACCCUCGUGGUGUUGUUGUUUGUGCGAUUUUUUUUACUAAGGUUGUGGUAAACUGCAGAAUGUUGUUUUAAAAGUUCAUGACGCUGCAUCUGUGGUGUCAAUUUUAUGA
This is a messenger RNA of Lolium rigidum, 2400 nucleotides long. RefSeq lists its product as uncharacterized. NCBI's taxonomy places the organism in Eukaryota, Viridiplantae, Streptophyta, Magnoliopsida, Poales, Poaceae. The transcript has 13 exons. The coding region runs from base 1 to 2169 and encodes 722 amino acids. The record is from RefSeq and is a predicted model, not a curated record.